CAGGGGCCCAGCAGACAAUGACUGAGCGGCCCCUGUCGGGGUGGGGGGUUCAGUCAGCUGCUCCAUCUGCAGGAAUUCAGCGCAGCUCCAUCCAAACUCUGCGCUCCUCACCUUCAAACCUUCAUUUCUUCUCAUGAGGUUCCGCUCAUGGCGAUAGCUGCGCGCUCCCGGAGCGGCUUCUACCGGCAGGAGGUCAACAGAACCGUGUGGGAGGUACCGGAGCGGUACCGGGACCUGAAGCAGGUCGGAACCGGAGCCUAUGGGACCGUUUGUUCGGCUUGGGACCGCCGUACGGGGACACAGGUGGCCAUCAAGAAGCUUCACCGCCCCUUCCAGUCCAAACUUUUUGCAAAAAGGGCCUACAGGGAGCUACGGCUCCUCAAACACAUGAAGCAUGAAAAUGUCAUCGGCCUGCUGGACGUUUUCACAGCUGAGAUCUCACUGGAUCGUCUGCGGGAUUUCUACCUGGUGAUGCCCUUCAUGGGAACGGACCUGGGGAAGCUGAUGAAGAUGGAGAAGCUGUCUGAGGAUCGCAUCCAGUUCCUGGUUUAUCAGAUGCUGAGAGGCCUUAAGUAUAUCCACUCAGCGGGGAUCGUCCACAGGGACCUCAAACCUGGAAAUCUGGCCAUAAACCCGGACUGUGAGCUGAAGAUUCUGGACUUUGGCCUGGCUCGGCAGGCCGACGCGGAGAUGACAGGUUACGUGGUGACGCGCUGGUACAGAGCGCCUGAGGUCAUCCUGAAUUGGAUGCACUACACGCAAACAGUGGACAUUUGGUCGGCAGGUUGCAUCAUGGCAGAGAUGCUGCUGGGCAAACCUCUGUUCAAAGGAAACGACCACCUGGAUCAGCUAAGAGAAAUCAUGAAGAUCACAGGAACUCCGACUGCGGACUUUGUUCUGAAGCUGCAGAGUCAAGAUGCCAGAAACUACAUCAGAAGUUUACCCAAAGUGCCAAAGAAAGAUUUGUCCUCCAUUUUCUCCAAAGUCAGCCCAAACGCGGUUUGCGUCCUGGAGAAGAUGCUCCUCCUGGACCCUGAGAGCAGGGCGAGCGCGUCGGAGGCCCUGGAGCUGCCGUUCUUCAGCGAGUUCAGGGAGGUGGAGGAGGAGACGGAGGCGCUGCCGUACGAUCAGACCCUGGAUAACACCGACCUGCCGCUGGAGCAGUGGAAACGUCAUACUUUCACAGAGAUCCUGACCUUCAGGCCGCUCAGAGACUCAAAGGAAACGUCGCUUUGAGUUUUCAUUGUGAACUUUGACCUCCUACUCAGAAAUGUUUCUAUUAUCCAAAUGGUUUGAUGAUGCUUUUACUGUCAAUAAAGAGAAUUUGUUUUGAUUUUCUAAA
Molecule: messenger RNA, 1342 nt
Organism: Cyprinodon tularosa
Lineage: Eukaryota; Metazoa; Chordata; Actinopteri; Cyprinodontiformes; Cyprinodontidae
Gene: mapk12b
Product: mitogen-activated protein kinase 12b
Exons: 12
Coding region: 148-1236 (362 amino acids)
Biological process (GO): protein phosphorylation; intracellular signal transduction
Cellular component (GO): cytoplasm; nucleus
Molecular function (GO): ATP binding; MAP kinase activity
Source: RefSeq, a predicted model, not a curated record